GGCCGCGCUCCGCGGCUCCGGGAAGGUCUCCGGGGCUUUUCCCGGGCGUUUGGUUUCCCUCCCCGCCGCGCGGCGCGGGGCUCCGGGCGGGCUCCGGUGAACCGGGCCCGAGGCCGAGAGAAGCAAACGCUCUAUCCGCGCGAAACGGAGCCUCUGGCCAAAGGAUCCCGUGGGUGCGAAAGCCCCGGGUGUCGUGAUGCUCCUUUUCCCCCUGAGAACUGCCUUCUGCUGUUUUCAAUAUAUAACAUACGCCUUUAAAUAAUAAUAAUAAUAAUAAUAAAUCUCAAAGUGGCUUCUGGGGCAGAAGCAGGGCCAGUAGUUCUUCGCUAUUUUCAGCAGCUCUUGCCCUUCUCUGCGUGUCCUGAGCUGGCACUGGGUUGGCUGUUACCCCUCGGGACCAGCUCUGCUAGCUGGCAGAGCUGCGCUCUCCAACCCUAGCCAUCAAAUGGCCCUGGGCAGCUCUUGAGCAAAGUGUUUUGUUUUGUUUUGUUUUAAACUAACCUGUCCCCAAUUAAAUUAAUUUUGCAAUCAAGUUAAUGGGUCUCAGGUGAUGCCAGCACCUUCUCAGAGGAAAAUCAGUAUUCCACUUCAUGGGGCAUCCUGCUUGCCCGCCUGGAGUGCCAGCAGAGAGGCACAGGAAUGUUUUAGCUUGGUGGACUUUGUGUCGUCUGACCUGGAAGAUGUUGCACAGAAGUGUUCCCUGUCUUACAAGGCCCUGGUUGCUGUGAGACGUGUGCUCCUGGCCCAGUUCUCAGCCUUCCCUGCCAAUGGAGCAGAUCUCUAUGAGGAGCUCAAGAGCUCUACAGCUAUCUUGUCCACUGGGAUUGCCAGCUUGGACAAGCUGCUGGACUCUGGGCUGUACACAGGGGAAGUGACGGAGCUCAUGGGAGCGCCUGGCAGUGGGAAGACACAGGUAUGUCUCAGCGUUGCAGCCAGUGUGUCUCUUGGCCUCAAGCAGCACGUCCUGUUUCUUGACUCCACGGGGGGAUUCACAGCUUCCCGCCUCUACCAGAUGCUCCAAGCUCGGGCAGAGGAUGAGGAAGAACAGCUGGAGGCUCUGCAGCGGGUUCAGGUGGCCCGAGCGUUUGACAUCUAUGAAAUGCUGGGAGCCUUGCAGGAGCUCCGGGACAGCCUUUCCCAGCAGGCACGUGGUGCCUUUUUCCUUCAGGUCACGAGCUCCACGGGGCCUCUCAAGGUCUUGCUGAUCGACUCUGUUUCGGCUGUGAUUUACCCGCUGCUGGGAGGCAAGCAGUCAGAGGGCUCAGCACAGUGGUCUGAAACCCAGCAGAGGACCAAGGAGGCACUGAACUGCAUUUGCUUGCUGAGCUUGGCCCUCAUGAUGCAGCUGGCCAGGGAGCUGAAGAUGCUGGCCAGGGAGUUCAGCCUGGCGGUUGUGGUGACCAACCAGGUGACAAGGAACAGCAGCACUGGCCCCCUGAAGCCAGCACUUGGCCGCUCCUGGAGCUUUGUGCCCAGCACCCGGGUGCUGCUGGAGAGCAAAGAGGCAACCUGGGAGAAGGCCAACACGCAGCGCAUUGCCUCCCUGGUAAAAUCGUCUCGGCAGCCAACAGGGAUCCAGGUGGAGCUGGAUAUCGGAAACAGUGAUGCACAAGAGCUGAGCCCAGUGACACCCACGCAGGGGCUCUGAUGCAGGUGGAAAAGCAAAUGUCAAGGUCUAAGCCUCAAAAAAAGCAUGUGAACACACUGAAGGUUUCACAAACUGACUCUGUGGUCUGGCUGAGGUGAGGCAAAAGUUCUGCAGCCCUGGAUGGACCAAGAGAAAGAAGCUCUUAUUCUUCUGUGCUGAGGAGAAAAUGAGCAUGGGGUUCCCAGAUGUCCUUGCCCCAGUGCAUACAGCCCAUGGUGCCUGGGCUUGGUGGGCAGUGUUGCAAACAGGCCUGCUGCUGCAGGUUUGCUUCAAAAAUCAUCAGAGAUGGCCCUAAAAUGUUGGUGUGGGACCAGCUGGCAUUUUACUGUGCAAACCUGAGACUCCUUGUGGUGAGUUUGUUUGUUCCCUUAAUAACUUGCUGCUGUCUGGUUGCAGAGCCCUGGUCUUGGGCAUCCCAUAGUGGUCUUGGAUAAGGGAGAAAAAAAUUAUAUGCUGUUGUGGUUGUCAAGAGCUGUAGUUCAAUUAAUGAUUUCUACUGUUACCUUAAUUAAAAUUUUAAAGAGCA
Rhea pennata is the source of this 2174-nucleotide messenger RNA. RefSeq names its product RAD51 paralog D (gene RAD51D). Gene Ontology annotation, biological process: DNA strand invasion; double-strand break repair via homologous recombination; reciprocal meiotic recombination. The record is from RefSeq and is a predicted model, not a curated record. Gene Ontology annotation, cellular component: centrosome; replication fork; Rad51B-Rad51C-Rad51D-XRCC2 complex. The coding region runs from base 551 to 1648 and encodes 365 amino acids. NCBI's taxonomy places the organism in Eukaryota, Metazoa, Chordata, Aves, Rheiformes, Rheidae. The transcript has 11 exons. Gene Ontology annotation, molecular function: single-stranded DNA binding; four-way junction DNA binding; ATP-dependent DNA damage sensor activity.